Emys orbicularis (European pond turtle) is the source of this 3564-nucleotide messenger RNA. It is a transcript of the gene MYT1L, whose product is annotated as myelin transcription factor 1 like. The transcript is spliced from 21 exons. Gene Ontology annotation, molecular function: RNA polymerase II cis-regulatory region sequence-specific DNA binding; zinc ion binding; DNA-binding transcription factor activity, RNA polymerase II-specific. NCBI's taxonomy places the organism in Eukaryota, Metazoa, Chordata, Testudines, Emydidae. Gene Ontology annotation, cellular component: nucleus. Gene Ontology annotation, biological process: regulation of transcription by RNA polymerase II. Bases 1 to 3564 code for a protein of 1187 amino acids. The record is from RefSeq and is a predicted model, not a curated record.
AUGGAGGUGGAUGCAGACGAGAAGCGCCAUCGCACACGCUCCAAAGGUGUUCGAGUUCCCGUCGAACCAGCCAUACAAGAGCUGUUCAGCUGUCCUACUCCUGGUUGUGAUGGCAGUGGUCAUGUUAGUGGCAAAUAUGCAAGACACAGAAGUGUUUAUGGCUGUCCUUUGGCAAAAAAAAGAAAAACACAAGAUAAGCAACCCCAAGAACCUGCUCCCAAAAGAAAACCCUUUGUGGUUAAAACAGACAACUCUUCAGUAGAUGAGUGUUAUGAAACUGAUGGAACAGAGGAGAUGGAUGAAAAGGAGGAGGAAGAAGAGGAAGAAGAAGAGGAGGAGGAGUAUUCUGAUGACAAUGAAGGUGAUGAGGAGGAGGAGGAUGAAGAAAUAGAUCGAGAAGAGGAAGAGGAGAUUGAAGAGGAAGAAGAGGAGGAUGAAGAGGAAGCAGAAGAUGUGGAGGAGGAGGAGGAAGAAGAAGAGGAGGAAGAGGAGGAGGAGGAAGAACGUGAACAUGAAGACCAUCAAAUGAAUUGUCACAAUACUCGAAUAAUGCAAGACACAGAAAAAGAUGAUAACAAUAAUGAUGAGUAUGAUAAUUAUGAUGAACUGGUGGCCAAGUCAUUGUUAAAUCUUGGCAAAAUUGCAGAGGAUGCAGCAUACAGAGCCAGGACAGAAUCAGAAAUGAACAGCAAUACAUCUAAUAGUCUGGAAGAUGAUAGUGACAAAAAUGAAAAUAUUGGUCGGAAAAGUGAGCUGAGUUUAGAUUUAGACAGUGAUGUUGUUAGGGAAACAGUGGACUCCCUUAAAUUAUUAGCACAAGGACAUGGUGUAGUGCUUUCAGAAAACAUUAACGACAGAAAUUAUGCAGACAAUAUUUCACAGCAAGAUAACAGGAAUAUGAACUUUGUAAUGCUAGGGAAGCCUAUGAACAAUGGACUUAUGGAAAAAAUGGUGGAGGAGAGUGAUGAAGAGGUGUGUCUCAGCAGUUUGGAAUGCUUAAGGAACCAGUGUUUUGAUCUGGCUAGGAAACUCAGUGAGACGAACCCACAGGAAAGAAAUCAGCAGCAAAAUAUGAAUGCUCGUCAACAUGUCAGGCAAGAAGAUGACUUCCAAGGAAGAACGCCAGAUCGGAAUUACUCUGACAUGAUGAACUUAAUGAGGCUUGAAGAACAGUUGAGUCCCAGAUCUAGAACUUUUUCUAGCUGUGCAAAGGAGGAUGGGUGUCAUGAAAGAGAUGAUGAUACCACCUCUAUUACUUCAGACAGGUCUGAAGAAGUUUUUGAUAUGACAAAAGGUAACUUAACCCUGCUUGAGAAAGCUAUUGCUUUGGAAACUGAGAGAGCAAAAGCCAUGAGGGAAAAAAUGGCAAUGGAAGCUGGAAGGAGGGAUAAUAUGAGAUCAUUUGAGGAGCAGCCUCCGCGACAACUUUCUGGGGAUGACAGGAAGCCUAAAUCCAGUGACGGCCAUGUCAAAAAGCCAUAUUAUGGUAAAGAUCCCUCAAGAACAGAAAAGAAAGAGAGCAAAUGUCCUACCCCUGGGUGUGAUGGAACUGGCCAUGUAACGGGGCUUUACCCCCAUCACCGCAGUUUGUCAGGAUGCCCACACAAAGAUAGGGUCCCUCCAGAAAUUCUUGCCAUGCAUGAAAAUGUUCUUAAGUGUCCUACACCAGGCUGCACAGGUCGGGGCCACGUAAAUAGCAACAGGAAUUCUCACAGAAGCCUCUCUGGAUGUCCUAUUGCUGCAGCAGAGAAACUGGCUAAAGCUCAAGAGAAGCAUCAGAGCUGUGAUGUGUCAAAAUCAAACCAGGCAUCAGAUCGGGUUUUAAGGCCCAUGUGCUUUGUUAAGCAAUUGGAGAUCCCUCAGUAUGGCUACAGAAACAAUGUCCCCACCACCACACCCCGCUCCAACUUGGCCAAGGAACUAGAGAAAUACUCUAAGACUUCGUUUGAAUAUAACAGUUAUGACAACCAUGCCUAUGGCAAGAGAGCCAUAGCUCCCAAGGUGCAAUCCAGGGAUAUAUCCCCCAAAGGAUAUGAUGCUAAACGUUAUUGUAAGAAUUCAAGCCCAACCAGCAGCACAACAAGCAGUUAUGCCCCUAGCAGCAGCAGCAAUAUGAGUUGUGGUGGAGGCAGCAGUGCCAGCAGUACCUGCAGCAAGAGCAGCUUUGACUAUACUCAUGACAUGGAGGCAGCACACAUGGCUGCCACUGCUAUUCUGAAUCUCUCCACUCGCUGCAGGGAGAUGCCUCAGAACCUCUCCACUAAACCUCAGGAUCUCUGUGCCCGGAAUCCUGAUAUGGAAGUAGAUGAAAAUGGAACCUUGGAUCUAAGCAUGAACAAACAGAGACAGCGAGAUGGUUGCUGUACCAUUUUGACACCACUGGAGCCAAUGUCACCACAACGACAAGCUGUGAUGAAUAACCGGUGUUACCAGCUGAAUGAGAGUGACUGCUGGGACUUGCCAGUGGACUACACUAAAAUGAAGCCCAGAAGGAUAGAUGAAGAUGAUUCCAAAGAAAUUAAUCCAGAAGACUUGGAUCCUUUCCAAGAGGCACUUGAAGAACGAAGGUAUCCUGGUGAAGUUACAAUCCCAAGCCCUAAACCCAAAUACCCUCAAUGCAAAGAGAGCAAAAAGGAUUUAAUAACUCUGUCUGGCUGCCCCUUGGCUGACAAAAGCAUUCGAAGUAUGCUGGCCACAAGCUCACAAGAACUCAAGUGUCCGACCCCUGGUUGCGAUGGCUCUGGGCACAUUACUGGGAAUUAUGCUUCACAUCGAAGUCUCUCAGGUUGUCCACGAGCAAAGAAAAGUGGAAUCAGGAUAGCACAAAGCAAGGAAGACAAAGAAGACCAAGAGCCAAUUAGAUGUCCAGUUCCUGGUUGUGAUGGUCAGGGUCAUAUAACUGGAAAGUAUGCAUCCCAUCGCAGUGCAUCAGGGUGCCCUCUAGCUGCCAAAAGGCAAAAGGAUGGGUACUUAAAUGGCUCACAGUUCUCUUGGAAGUCAGUGAAGACGGAAGGUAUGUCAUGUCCAACUCCAGGAUGUGAUGGCUCGGGACAUGUCAGUGGUAGUUUUCUUACUCAUCGUAGUCUAUCAGGAUGCCCCAGAGCCACUUCCGCCAUGAAGAAAGCAAAGCUGUCUGGAGAACAGAUGCUAACAAUAAAGCAACGGGCCAGUAAUGGUAUAGAAAAUGAUGAAGAAAUUAAGCAGCUAGAUGAAGAAAUCAAGGAACUAAAUGAAUCCAAUUCCCAGAUGGAAGCUGAUAUGAUUAAACUCAGAACUCAGAUUACCACAAUGGAGAGCAACUUGAAGACGAUAGAAGAGGAGAACAAAGUAAUUGAACAGCAAAAUGAGUCUCUUCUUCAUGAACUGGCCAAUUUAAGCCAGUCUUUAAUUCAUAGUCUAGCUAAUAUCCAGCUGCCACAUAUGGAACCAAUCAAUGAACAAAAUUUUGAUGCUUACGUGACCACUUUGACGGACAUGUAUACAAAUCAAGAUCGUUAUCAGAGUCCAGAAAAUAAAGCCCUACUGGAAAAUAUAAAGCAGGCUGUGAGAGGAAUUCAGGUCUGA